Folsomia candida is the source of this 1562-nucleotide messenger RNA. RefSeq lists its product as uncharacterized. Gene Ontology annotation, molecular function: protein binding. The coding region runs from base 145 to 1332 and encodes 395 amino acids. NCBI's taxonomy places the organism in Eukaryota, Metazoa, Arthropoda, Collembola, Entomobryomorpha, Isotomidae. The transcript is spliced from 6 exons. The record is from RefSeq and is a predicted model, not a curated record.
CGACUGGCCAGUUGAGUAUUUUACGGCGGUUGUACAAUAUUCCAAACAAAAAUCAGCACAUUACAAGGAAAACUUGUCACGAGUUAAAUAAAUUUCAAAUUUUAAUUCUACGUAACAAAAAAUUGCUGCAGAAUUAUCAAAAUAAUGGCAGCAAACUUAAUCCAAACUCCUGAUGGCGUUUUUCGAGCUAAAUUCAACACCGACUCGGAUAAUUGGUCGGUUAUUUUGCCUUAUGUUGAUCGUAGAAAGUACACGAUUGGCGAAAAGUACACCUCGUGGGAUACGCAGGGCGAAUUUGUGUUUUUCAAGACGAGCCGGAACACGGAAAAGUGGAAUUGGAGUUUCGGCCUGGAAAUUUUAUGUGAUCUUGACGCAUAUUGGGUCAAACCUGUCGAGGCCGGAGGCGGAAUUUUUAAAAACGGAGAAAAGCUGGACGACCAAGUCAAAACGAGGCUAAAUUUCGGUGAUGUAUUCACCGUCACGAAGUUUCGCAACGAUGUUUCCGGCGGACUUGCCAACUUCACGUUUAGAAAACGGGAGCACCCUAAAACUUGGGAUUUCUUGGAGAAAGCUUCUGACUCGGAUAAGGAGGAGACUGAAUUAAGUCUCAUACCGGAUCGAAAUAAAUUGAUUUUCUCCCAAAUCCUAUCCCACCUCUCCGUCCCCAACUUGAAGAACGCUCGACUAGUUUGUCGCUACUGGGACGAAGAAAUGACUCCCAUCCUGCAAAGAAAAUCCGCCAUGCAUUUCCCCAAUGAUUGGCACCCCUCCGCGUGCAACCCUUCUCUCCAAUAUUUCCGAUACAUCCACGGCAUACGAAACCCCGCAGAUUGGCCCAACUUGAAGAUAGCCCUUCCAAAACUUCCAGCCAAAGAAGACGACCCUGAAAACUGGGGGAACAAAUAUGUCACCGAUUUGAACUGGUUUCUCCAGCCGACCAGAGGCCAUCACGUCAAGACUUUGUCGUUAAGUGGGGAAAUCUGCUCCGACUCCGACUACUGUUUAUAUCUCGAUACCGUUUCCCACUUUAAGGACACCCUGGAAGAAUUAUGCGUCGACUUGGACAUUGAAAUUUGCGAUAAGAACGGCACCAAUGAGAAGGAAUAUGCAAAUCGGCUCGGCCUAUUUUUCCCCUCCUUGAAAAAGUUUGCUCUCCGAAUUUUUACCAGUUCACCAGAACUAGUGACCCUGACCGCGAGCUGGAUGACCACUUGGGCCGACGCGGUUACCCGGGUGACCUCCUUGUCCACGGGAGGGGAUGAUUUCCUCGGGUCGAGUAUUUCCAAAUGUGAGGAACGAAUGGAUGAAAAGGUUGAGGGAGAAGAUGGAUAAUACAAUAAAUUUUUGUUCCCCCUUGGUAUGAUUAUGUACGUAAUAUUAACCAUUGAUUGGAGGGUGAGCUCAUUAAUUUAAUUAAUUUAAAUACUUUACAUUUCCUAAUUACAUAAUUAAAUAUACAGUUUGAGCUUUUUGUAAUUCACUCUGUGAUUUUCAGGAUGAGUAUGAAUUUUACCUGUUUAAUAUAAAUAUCCAAUAAAUCUACAAAAUGUCAAUGUUUCAAA